Pezoporus occidentalis (night parrot) is the source of this 3317-nucleotide messenger RNA. Its product is annotated as opsin-VA-like. Gene Ontology annotation, biological process: G protein-coupled receptor signaling pathway; visual perception; phototransduction. Gene Ontology annotation, cellular component: photoreceptor outer segment; plasma membrane. Gene Ontology annotation, molecular function: G protein-coupled photoreceptor activity. The record is from RefSeq and is a predicted model, not a curated record. Lineage: Eukaryota; Metazoa; Chordata; Aves; Psittaciformes; Psittacidae. Bases 290 to 1399 code for a protein of 369 amino acids. The transcript has 5 exons.
GCUGCAGCAGGAGAGAGUAGGAGACUGCUGGCAGAAAGGGGAAGAAGUUGUUCUAAGGGAUUUUCCUGUUCAUCACUGUUGCCACAUUCACUGCACAGCACUAAACUCUCCUCUGACCAAAACGUUGUCUUCUGGACUAUUCUGGACUAUUACUGGAAAGUGGAAGCAUGGAGAGUUUGUUCACACUUCUGUUGGAGACAGUAAAUUUCUCCUUUUAAUUUUCAAUGUUAUUUGCAGAUUAGAAACUCCAAUACUACACAGUAUUAUCUUUGCUAAUGAGAGAGAGAAAAUGGAUGCAUUCAGAGCACCUGAAAAUGAGUCCCUUUUGUCCAGUUCCUCUGGUGCUGCCAGAUGGGAUCCCUUCCGUCGUCCAUUGGACUCCAUCCAGCCCUGGCACUUCAGGCUUCUGGCAGCAGUAAUGCUGGUGGUGACCUCCCUGUCGCUUGCUGAGAACCUGGCUGUGAUCCUGGUAACUGUUAAGUUCAAGCAGUUGAGACAACCUGUCAAUUAUGUUAUAGUCAAUUUGUCCGUGGCUGAUUUUCUGGUCUCACUGACUGGUGGCAUCAUCAGCUUUUUAACAAACCUAAAAGGUUAUUUUUAUAUGGGAUACUGGGCGUGUGUCCUGGAAGGAUUUGCUGUCACAUUUUUUGGCAUUGUUGCUCUCUGGUCUCUUGCUCUGUUGGCUUUUGAGCGGUACAUUGUGAUCUGCCGCCCAUUGGGAAAUAUGCACUUGAGUGGGAAGCAUGCAGCCCUGGGUAUUGCCUUUGUGUGGACCUUUUCCUUCAUUUGGACCAUUCCACCAACAAUGGGUUGGAGCAGUUACACCACCAGCAAGAUUGGAACUACUUGUGAGCCUAACUGGUACUCAGGAGCUUAUACUGACCGCACAUACAUUAUUGCAUUCUUCACCACCUGUUUUAUAGUGCCUUUAUCUGUGAUUUUGGUAUCCUAUGGAAAACUGAUGCAGAAGCUAAGAAAGGUGUCAGAUACACAAAGCAGGCUGGGAACUACCAGAAAACCUGAAAGACAAGUGACUAGAAUGGUUGUUGUUAUGAUCGUUGCCUUUCUAAUCUGCUGGAUGCCAUACGCCGCCUUUUCUAUCCUAGUCACUGCAUAUCCCUCCAUUGAGCUGGAUCCUUGUCUGGCAGCAAUUCCAGCUUUUUUUUCCAAAACAGCUACUGUUUAUAAUCCAGUUAUUUAUGUCUUUAUGAACAAACAGUUCAGGAAGUGUCUGAUUCAAAUGUUCAGCUGCUGUGCCGUAGAAAUUGCAGAGUCCAACAUGAGCCCGACUUCAGAGAGAGCGAUGCUAACCCAAGACAAAAGAGGCAGUGAGAUGUCCACCAUGGCAGUACGUAGCAGCGUUUCGAAGAGGAAAAAUGGAGAUGAACACAAUUGCUGAUCUUCUGCUUAGUUGGCAGCUUCAUAAAACAAAAUCUGUCCCAUGUAGGGUGGGAGAUAAGAUCAUUAACGCAGUGCCAAAGCAUAUUUCCUUGUUACCGUCACUUAAUACAAAAAUGUUGUCAGUAGGGACACUAAGCUCCUGUGAAUACCGGCUUUUGAGAUUCCAGGCUCCUGAAUGAUACAAGAUUUUCUUGGCUCUGCAGUUGCAUCCAGACACCUGGCCAUAAGGUGAGUCCCUUCCUCCGCUGUGUUGUUCUUCCCAAUCCACAGCCUGCUUGCUCCUGAAAAUAACAUCAGGGGAUCCCAGUGUUGCUGUGCUGGCACGUAGCACAGUAAGGAUAGGAGAGUUUUAUGCUGAUGAUAGCUCCUUGGUCAGCUGGACAAAACCAUGAACUGACACAGGGCUUCAGUAAGCUAACGGACAAAUAAAUAAUAUCUAGCACUCAGGUGACUCAAUUUCAGGCAAUGGAGGUUCUGAGAGGAAUGGGUCUCAGUGCUUCUCUGGUUGGUUUGGGAACUUUUACUAAAACAAACAACAAACAAACCAGAAAAAGCCCGAAGCUCUGCACUUGUUUCUGUUCUUGGGGAAAAUCUCAAUGGGCCACUGAGACCUGCACCAGCUUGGACAAGCCAUCCAGACUCCCAAGCCCUAUUUUAAUAAUACGAACCCUAUCAAGGGCUGUUCAUAUCCUCUCUCUGCAUUCCCUCUUUGUCAAGAAAAUAUUCUGUGCUUGUGGCAACUUUUGAAGUAAAUUAAUUUGGACUGGAUGAUUGUUUUAGGUGCCUUCCAACUGAACUAUUCUAUUAACUGAACUUUAGAACAGGAGUUAGCAGCAUAUAGGACAGUGUAACUGUGCCGGAAUGCUGGAGGAAGGGCCAGUAGCACAGCUUAGAGUUGUGAAGCUGAGCUUUGUGGGACCGAAGAUUUCCCCUGUAUGUGCCUGCAUUGUGCAGAGUUGAGAUCUGUCGUGUUCUUGAGACCAUGAAGCUCCAGGUGACAGCUAUCAUUUCUGUUUCUUAGCACUUAGAAUUGUCAGAAAUCAGUGCUUGGAGAAUACAAAUGCUAUGUACAAAUCAUGCUGGAGCAUGCUGAUGUAUGCAUUUCCAUUUGCACAUUUUGACUUUUCUCUCUUCUGAUCUAGGACAUGCCUCUCCAGAAAGCACAAGCAACAUCCUAGCCUAGUAGGCAAGCUGCAGCAGCCAAUAGCACCACGCUGCUGUGCUCCUUUGAGGGGCAGUUGUGUCCCUGUCUCUGCAGUCCUUACUUUCCUGUUUCUGCCUAAGUCACAUCCUCCCUACUUUUAACUGAGCAGAUCCCUACUGAUCCUGGCAGAAAUCAUUAACUUUUUAUUAUACUUUUGAUAUCAGAAGCAAGGAGUGCAACAACACAUUUUCUGUAAAUAGUGAAAAAGAACAGAACUUGCCAGCUUUCCAUGACCGUACUCCAUCUUGGAUAUUUAAUUCACACAAUGACAUGCAGCAAGAUACUUAGCUUUAGCAGAAUAUUAUGCACACGCAAAACCAAACAACUAGCCCAUGAGUGUAAUACAGCCAGACUUCUGCUUUAAAUAGCCCUUGGUGAACAGCAUACGAAAUGUUUCUAAGACCUGGCAUAUCAGAUUUUGAGUCCUAUAUAAGAUCUACGCCUUAUUUAAUGCAUUUUAGAAGAAACUGCAAUGGCAGGCUAUAUUUAAAUGCUUUAGUAUGGAAAUCCAUUAUUUCUGGAUAAGGCAUUAAUACAGUGUGACAUUGAAACAAAUGUUGCUCCACAGUGUUAUGGAGAAACUACACUAGCUGCAUACAGUACAGGCCUUAGCAAUAGCAAUGUGAUAUGGAAUGAAUCAUUCAGUGUUCAGCUUUAUUUCAGAAAACUACAAUUUCUUUACACAGAAUAAAGACAUUAUGUUUCUACCAGA